This is a messenger RNA of Arctia plantaginis, 477 nucleotides long. Lineage: Eukaryota; Metazoa; Arthropoda; Insecta; Lepidoptera; Erebidae. The record is from the annotation of a GenBank genome assembly.
AUGUCUAUCUCUUUUGAAAUGUUAUUACAUCCUGAACUUUUAACUAAUGAGCAACUUAUAUAUGUAAUACAAGAGAGACAUUUGCGUAUCCCAAAUAUAGAAAGAAUGGAGAGAGAUGAGAUAUUACAAAUAUUCCACCAUUAUUGCGUACCUUAUGGGCAACGGAAAUAUAGAGACUCUGGCAGAGGCAGAUUGCUGAAUAGAGCGCGCCCUACUAGCCCGGAGUCGCCAUCAAAACUACACACAAUGGUUUCACAAUGCAAUAAGAACACAAAUCCUCAUUGUAAUCGCUUAAAACCACCUCCAGAUUUGUUAUCAGGUCACAUGAAACGGAUUAAAUUAGAAAAUACUACUACACCCACAAAUACUCGAAGAAAUAUAAAUGAAAUUAAGAGGAAAAUGUCAAUUGAUUCUAUGCCACCAGCUACUGACAGUCCACCACCUAAAAAGGAAAGAAAACCAAUAACAUGGCCUUGA